GGAGAGAGGAAUGAAGCGGAAUUGGACUGGGUCGAUCAGGUAGCUCAUUAAUAGAUAGAGCGUCCGUCUAGAGUUCGGAGGGCCUCGGCAUUUCUCUUUCUACUGUUACGAGCUCUUCAUUUCCGGUCACAAAGAGAGGGGCUACACAUUCGUGCACCUGAGAAUUACAGCUAUAAGGAAAUCCAGCGGAACAUUAAAUGAAAAAAAAUUCAAACAUGAGAGAACAUGUGGACAUUUGGAAAGUGUUUGUUCCAUACGAUAUCCUUAUGUCUCCCAAAGGUCAGCUUUGUGGGAGGCUUAACGAACAACUGAAACUUGUUUACAUAUCAGGGAUAUUGAAUGCAUCAAUAUCAACAAAUACUGAUACAAUUGGCCUAUGGGAUCCAUCAGAGACAUCUAGAAGUGAUCAUGACAACAGGAGGGAGUGUUUUGUUUACAUAAAAAAGUCGUUGACGGGGCAGUUAGAAUGUGACGUUAUAAUGAGUAAGUGUUCAGUUGUUUGUAGCUGCAUCAUCUACAAUCCAGAGGACCUUGUCAAGUCCUACUUCAUCACCUGUAGAGAUAUUAUUACAGAACGAGAAACAUCAAAGACAGGCAUCCUACAAACUGUGGUAAAUUACAUACAAGAAUUUCCACAGAACAGAAAGUCAGACUACAAAGAUAGCUGGAGCUUGCCGACCUUACUACUGCUCAGAGGUCUGAUUUGGAUGUUUGGACUAUUCCGCCUUGUCACGUUUACACUGGAUAACAGAAUUACCAGCCAUUAUGGCGUUGUGCGGCAGGUCCUUGACACACCAGCCUUGGCCCACCAACUGUCCAAUCGCUGUAAACAGAACGCGCUGGUGAUACAAAAGACAUCCACACCACUGCAACACCUCAGAUGUAUGGAUGCCCUCAGUCGUCAGGUGGUAGACACUGGACUCGGUGUUGCCAUGAUGUAUUUCCUGAUGCAGAGUAACAUCAGUGACACAGUUGCAGCAUCAGUAUCAUCCUGGGCAGAUCAAACAGCUGAUAACCUGUCCCUAUUGCUGGAGUGGUUGAUGGGGGUUCCUGCUGGCCUCAAGUUAAACAGUCAGCUCACACAAUACCUUGGUCACUUCUUUCUUUAUCACAUAUACCUAUGGAAAGGUUACCUGUACCUGUUGAAGCCUGUCCUCAGUGGGGUGCUGUGGUACUCGUUGUGUGUUGGUGUGAUUGGAGUGACAGCCCAGCUGUGUAUUCUACAGGACAUUGUCUCCAUGAUGACACUGCAUGUAUACUGCUUUUAUGUCUAUGCUGCAAGGCUUUAUCGUCUACAGGUGUACACAUUGUCUGCUCUGUGGAGAUUGUUCCGGGGUAAAAAAUGGAACACCCUGCGACAACGUGUUGAUUCCAGCUCCUUUGAUGUAGAUCAGCUGUUUGUUGGGACAUUGCUCUUCACCAUCCUCUUGUUUAUGCUGCCAACCACCGUGUUGUAUUACACAGUGUUCACCCUGUUGAGGUUGCUUACACUUAUGGUUCAUGGCUUAUUGACCAAUGUUGUCCACUUCCUCAAUCAUUUUCCCGUCCAUACAACCUGUUUGUGGCUCAUACAUCCUAAAAGUGUAACAGAUAACAUUGUGUUCAAUCCAUUGCCUUCAGACAAGAGGAAUGGUGACUGCAUAUUUUCCAUGCAGGUAACUCCUCCGUCCUUUUUCAAACUCCUGGACUUAAGUCAUCAGCUUUGUAGCAGGAAGAGAGAUGUUACUGAAAGUUGGGGAUCUUUUGUCUCCUCUUUGUUGAAGGGACACCUUGUGUGUCCUUGGAUAGACCUUAACGGCAUCAGCAGAGACAAAGUUAACUGAAGGGACACCUUGUGUUUGUCGAUCAACCUUAAUGGCAUCACCAAUAUCGAUAUCAGUGAUGUGGAAGUCAUUGUCGCUUGUGAGACAUUGAUGGCUUCAACACACCUGAUCUUUUGUCUCCUCUUUGUUGAAGGGACACCUUGUGUGUCCUUGGAUAGACCUUAAUGGCAUCAACAGAGAUAAAGUUAACUGAAAGGACACCUUGUGUGACCUUGGAUAGACCUUAACGGCAUCAACAGAGACAAAGUUAACUGAAGGGACACCUUGUGUGUCCUUGGAUAGACCUUAACAGCAUCAGCAGAGACAAAGUUAAUUGAAGGAACACCUUGUGUGUCCUUGGAUAGACCUUAACGGCAUCAGCAGAGACAAAGUUAACUGAAGGGACACCUUGUGUUUGUCGAUCAACCUUAAUGGCAUCACCAAUAUCGAUAUCAGUGAUGUGGAAGUCAUUGUCGCUUGUGAGACAUUGAUGGCUUCAACACACCUGACAGUGGAUUUAUACCAAAACUUUUUCCUUAAAAGAAAUUACAGAACUGUAAUAAAAUAAUAUGAAAAG
Mizuhopecten yessoensis (Yesso scallop) is the source of this 2379-nucleotide messenger RNA. Its product is annotated as phosphatidylinositol N-acetylglucosaminyltransferase subunit Q-like. NCBI's taxonomy places the organism in Eukaryota, Metazoa, Mollusca, Bivalvia, Pectinida, Pectinidae. The coding region runs from base 198 to 1823 and encodes 541 amino acids. Gene Ontology annotation, biological process: GPI anchor biosynthetic process. Gene Ontology annotation, cellular component: membrane; endoplasmic reticulum. The record is from RefSeq and is a predicted model, not a curated record. The transcript is spliced from 10 exons.